AUGAUCCAGACAGCCACCAAUACCUUCUAUAACAGAGAACAGGAGAAGGAGGCCAAGGCCCAGGAGAGGGAGGGAAGGAAAGAGACGAGGCAUGCCCAGAUGCUGGCCGCCCUCCAGGGAAGCCCUAUGGCACACCGCGAGCCCUUGAAGGACAAGGCACGGGGCAAAUGCCUGAUCUGUAGACAGGCGGGGCAUUGGGCCAAAGAGUGUCCUAACCGUGACAAGUCUCCUAGAACAGCUGGCCACAAAUGCCAUCAACUGGGACAUUGGGCGGCACUCUGCCCUCGGGACCCAAAAGCCUCAAGGUCAAGUGCCAAGCCUUCCCUCACGAUGGUUUGGGAGGACUGA
Messenger RNA from Rangifer tarandus platyrhynchus (Svalbard reindeer), 348 nucleotides. The record is from the annotation of a GenBank genome assembly. Lineage: Eukaryota; Metazoa; Chordata; Mammalia; Artiodactyla; Cervidae.